Molecule: messenger RNA, 1008 nt
Organism: Anguilla anguilla (European eel)
Lineage: Eukaryota; Metazoa; Chordata; Actinopteri; Anguilliformes; Anguillidae
Gene: tfpil
Product: boophilin-G2
Exons: 6
Coding region: 58-693 (211 amino acids)
Molecular function (GO): serine-type endopeptidase inhibitor activity
Source: RefSeq, a predicted model, not a curated record
CGUGCAGUUCGCUCUGGCGGUUUAAACAGGAAAGACUUUGCAGCGGAGACACAAAAUAUGGAGAUGAAUCUGUACUUAAUAUUGGGUCUUUUUGGAGUUAACAUAUUUGCCCAGACGUUGGACCCCACACCAUCCUCACGAGAGCAAUGUGGCCACCCCAUGGAUGAGGGCACCGGAGAGAAGCAGGAUCUGAAAUUCUACUACUCUAAAGAAAAGAAAGUCUGCGAUCCUUUCCACUACAAAGGGAUCGGGGGGAACGACAACCGCUUCGACAGCGACAAGGAGUGCAUGAAGGCUUGCUCUGAAAACUAUGCUACUGCCUACCCUGACGGAGCGGAAGUUUGCAAGCUCCCCGCGGACUAUGGCCGGUGCAAGGGCAGGCAGCUCAAGUUCUACUUCAACGCGAAGGAGGGCAUGUGCCGCACCUUCCUGUACAGCGGCUGCGCCGGCAACGGCAACCUAUUCGAUACCUACGAAGACUGUCUUCAGACGUGCCAGGGGAAAUCUGGUCGAUCCGGUGCCGGUGGUUCUGAGUCAAAUCCCGAUGCGUACACCGUGAAUAGUGGUUUGAUCGCCGGAGUUCUGGGUGGAUGCAUCUUCGCAGUGGCAAUAGUCUCUGCCGCUGCAGUAUUCAUAAAAAACAAAACCAAUGGCAGGAAGAAAGUACCCACAAAGGAAAUUGAAAUGAGCUAGAAGAAAUGAUAUUUCAUGAGCCCACACACUUGGGCAGUGAGAUGAUGCUGAUAAUUUUGUAUUUGACACUACACUAUUUUUCACAAAACAAUUUGUGUUGUGCAUUAUUUUUUGUUAUAUAACUGUUAUUGAAACUGUACCAAUUAUUACAUCAUAACAGAAUUUAGCGAACAUGCUCACCUAUGUGUAAAAAAAUGUUGUUUUUUGAGGCAUCAGACUGUUAGACUAGUUUGACCAGUGUUUGACUGGUGAUGGCGUGUUUAUAUCUUUACAUUUGUAUAGUAAAAACAAAUAAAACUAAUUGAUAUUAUGGAA